ACACUUCCAAUUUUGGAUUUUGUUGAUUGCUCUGGCUUAUACCUCUAUUACAGCUUUAUUUUACAGAAUUUUCAGUUUCACGGCAAAUCAUCUAAGGACAAACCAAGUUCAUUUUCAUUAUUCAGGAAUGUCUUUUGAUCUACCUAAAAUCUAUUCCCUUGUGUAAGAACUAUUCGAAAUAACCAUUAAAUACAGAGCUGCAGUGUGAUAUAAAUAAAGCAACAGGUACGCUCGCCGAUAUUAGUACAGACGGCCGUGUACAGAUUAUUUGUGAAUUGUAACGGCUGUGAAUUUGUUAGUGAUGCGGUGUUCUUUACAGAGGCGGCGGUAGAGAUCAUUUGAGUCUCGCGUCCUGCGCGUAGUAUUUCUCAAUCUUUGAUAUUCGCCCCAGAGAUAUGAAAUAUUUUCAGAUGAUUCUGUUCGUGUUUACAUUUACAACCCGGCCCUUGGGUGAUCGCUAGAAAAUGAGCUUGGUUAGGAGUAGGCAAUGGUGCAAUGUCGCGUAUAACUUUAGCUUUGCGCAUGGUUUAUGUGGACAAAAAACUGUAUCUCGACGGCACUCAGUUUCUGCUGGUUCAGGAAGCACGGAGGAAGACAGUCGUGAGGAAAAGAACGUGAAAUUAAGUGGUUUUGCAAAAGCAUUCGCAAAGUAUACUGCAGAAGAUUCUCCUGCAGCUCAAGAAGAACUUACAUUUCCUGCAUUGUUGAGAAAUUCAAAGUUUAUUGACUUAGGCGAUCCUGUGGGCAAAGUUGUAGAAGGUACCAUAUUUCACGUUGUUGACGAUGAUUUAUACGUAGACUUCGGCUGGAAAUUUCAUUGCGUAUGCCAGCGUCCACCAAGGAAUGGGAGUGAUUAUGUUCGGGGAGCCAGAGUGCGAAUUCGAAUUAAGGACUUGGAGUUAUCAAGUAAAUUUUUAGGAUCAUCUCGUGACUUGACACUGCUUGAAGCAGAUGCAACAUUAAUGGGAAUUAUAUCAUCACCAGCUAGAACUUCAGUGAAAUAGUGAUACCUUUCGGGUGACAAAAAUUGUUACAAUUUUGUAAAUAUGCGAUGUUUUCCAUUUAGCUUAGAUGAACUCUCUCCCACUUUCUCUAAGUUGAAUUUUGUGUGUGUGUGUGUGUGGGGGGGGGGGGGGGGGCACUUUAUUUUAAAAUAUUUGCUACAAGCAAAUGACAUUUUAGAAAAAAAAAAAAACAUUAUUUAUUAUAUUGAAGGUUUUUUCCCUGAAUAAUCUUCUUUAGUGAGAAUCAUAACAACUUGUUUGUAAUGGUGUCAGUAAUAAUGUUCUCACAGAGCAGUAAAUAUAAAUGUGAACUAUACUAUUGAAA
Messenger RNA from Schistocerca gregaria, 1329 nucleotides. RefSeq names its product 28S ribosomal protein S28, mitochondrial (gene mRpS28). Lineage: Eukaryota; Metazoa; Arthropoda; Insecta; Orthoptera; Acrididae. The record is from RefSeq and is a predicted model, not a curated record. Bases 465 to 1004 code for a protein of 179 amino acids. Gene Ontology annotation, cellular component: mitochondrial small ribosomal subunit. The transcript is spliced from 3 exons.